AUGUCGGAUUUCCAGACCUCCACGCACCGGGAGCGGUGGAUCUUCCAGCCGCAGGACCUGGUGAAUAAGUGGACGACGGCGAACCGGCGUUCAGCGGAGAUCCUCGCCCAGUAUGGGACGACGAGAUUGAAGGUGGACCCUGUUGAUGGCUCGAUAUCGAACCCUGAACCUCUGCCUGAUCAUGGUACACUUGUUGGGAGCUCGAGCGUGAAGCCUCUAUCCUGCGAAGAGGAGCAAGUGAUGCGGAUAUUUUACGAGCAAAAGAUUCAAGAAGUGUGCAGAGCAUUCAAAUUCCCCCACAAAAUUCAGGCUACAGCGAUAAUAUAUUUCAAGAGAUUCUAUCUACAGUGGUCUGUAAUGGAGCACCACCCAAAGCAUAUUAUGUUAACCUGUGUAUAUGCUUCUUGCAAAGUGGAAGAAAAUCACGUUUCUGCUGAGGAACUUGGCAAAGGGAUUCAGCAGGACCACCAGAUUAUUCUAAAUAAUGAGAUGAUUGUUCUGAAAUCUUUAGAUUUUGAUUUGAUCGUUUAUGCUCCAUAUCGUUCUAUCGAAGGAUUUAUUGAUGACAUGGAUGAUUUUUGUAGGGCAGGUAAUGGUGCACAUCAACGGUUGAAGGAUUUGCAUCAAACUGCGAAUUCUGAGGUUGACACAAUGAUGUUGACUGAUGCACCUCUUCUCUAUACUCCUGGACAGUUGGCUUUGGCUGCUCUGUACAAGUCCAACAGUGCACUCAGUGUCCUUGAUUUUGAAAGAUACUUGGAAAGUGUUUUUUCAAGGCAACACUUUGAUUGUCCAGUCGAACAAUUUAUUCAGAUAAUCAGUUCAAUCAAUCACCUGGUUAGCCAGCUUCAACUACCUGGCACGAAAGAAAUGAGGCAUGCUGAUCGCAAGCUGAAGCAUUGUUUGGAUCCAAGCUCAAGCUCUCAUGAUGACCACAAGAAGAAAGAGAAGAAGUCAAAGCACAAAUCGAAAAGGACUGCCAGUGAUGCCCAGCUCAACAGCUAG
Messenger RNA from Triticum turgidum subsp. durum (durum wheat), 1005 nucleotides. NCBI's taxonomy places the organism in Eukaryota, Viridiplantae, Streptophyta, Magnoliopsida, Poales, Poaceae. The record is from the annotation of a GenBank genome assembly.